CACAGAUAUCCAUCUGCUUCGCAUAUUCGCAAAGCGGAUUAUAGGAAGGCUCCAAAUUGGGAAAGAAUUACGAGAAUGAGUGUUGCAGUCAUACGGUGAGGGGUAUCCGAGGCUCUCUCCUGCACAACAAAGGACUAAUGUCGCAUAUCCAUACUAGCAGUGGGGCUCACCACGCCAGUCCGUCGAAGCCCAGGAAGGAAAGGAAGCCUUCCAUCACAACAAAACAGGGUGAUGUCCGGCAUUCGUAUGGCAACGAACGUCGCAACGGCAACCGUCUUGCACGCCAAACAAAAGGUUUGACGGCUGUGACGGAAGACCCAGAAAUUUCGACAGCGCGCGACUCCGCCAAAGGAACUUCAAAAACCGAGGUAUCGCACGGGUCGAAACCCUCAAGUCGAGCGCAAUCCUGCCGCAUCCAUGUAUACCGGCCACUGGACGAGCUGCUCCGCAAGAGAUCAAGGUUGUCUGCUCGGACGGACCGGAGUGGUCUGCGAGAGCAGAAAAAGAAACGUGUUGUCAAAUGGGUGUGCCGGACAGUAGGCGACGAUGGGCCCAUCUAUUUAUAUCGAUUGCCGAAAGCUGCCCCUGGAGCCGAACCUGUGGCCCCAAAGAGGGAACCGAAGCGUCGCAUCGAAAGGGACGAAUAUGUAGAAAAUGCUCUCGUUGGACCCUAUGGGGUCACAGAAUCCAUCAUUCACCGCACCAAACCCAAAAUUCCCGACCCGCCGCAGGCAGCUGAGUCGUCACAGAAACAGAAUGCGCAUUUGAGCAACUUCCUGUACAAUCCGCCGCCCAUUCCUUGUCGAUGGAACCGAGAAAAGCGGCCACACACAAUGCCUCCUAUGACGGCUCCAGCGGCACCUGAACAACAUCGGGUCCGCUUGGCAUUGAUGACUCCGGCGAAUCCGUACGGACGACCUCGCACAAUGAACGACUCACCAAAAUCAAGCCUCAGCGACUUUUUAACAUGCGGGCCCGAUUUGGCCUUGUCCGAUCCGAACCGAUUGAAAUUGGUGCAAUCGCAUAUCCCGAAAAUGCCAGCCUUAACGCGGCCGCAGACUGUUCAUGGAGACACAAAUAAGCUGGCCAUCUCCUUCACGGCCCACGUUUUUGGUGGCGGCGGCGAUAUUAGAUCAAGUACAACUGGCCGACUAUUGUAUACGGUGCGACCGCGGCGGGCGGGCGGUAAUACAAGUCUCUUCAUCUACGAUAAGUCGAACAGGGCUGUAUGGAAAAUCACACCACGUCCGGGGGGGCCUGUCGGGUUUAACUACGACCUAUACAUUAGGGGCAAAAAUCUAUCUUGCGGGGGUGCAGGUUGGGUGCUACGGGCGAUGGUGGAUCGGGACACUAGGUCACCCCGGCUGCAGCUUCGAUGGAAGGGAAGUCCAGUAGCAAUGCUAGGGGAUACCAAUGGGACGAACUUUCGUUUCCAACACGUCGUUUCAUCCCUUUUCGUUGGACAUUUGAGCAAAGAAACCAUUUCCUCGCCCCUGCCUCAAUUAGUGCCGGCCGCUGACCCACCACAUGCAUCGCCGUCGCCCACCGCUACGCCGUCGCACGAUCGGCCACCCGACAACACGGUCUCCAAUUCAAGAUUCCUCGACCGAUGGUCGCUGAAAGUGUAUGAAAUCGAAGCCCAAAAGGGGAUGGCAGAUGCAGCAUCCUUGGCACAUGGACAUCCCUUAGCGACAUCGGGUGAAGAUGACGACGUGCUUCCUUCCGAGAUUUUUAUAGCCGGUGCGCUUGUGGUGCAAUAUUUUAUGCGGAAGGAACGCGAGAAUGGUGCAGGAUGAAGAUCCGUAGGGAUAGACUCCUCAACAUUUUAGACGAUAAAGGAGCCUGUAGGGGACACCAUGUUAUAAUGGUAGCUAUACAUUUAUGGGCGCAAGAUACGCUCGUGUCACCGAUACGAUGCGGCGUUCCUAUACCAACAAACAUCAUUACCUCUGCCUGAGGCGUCGCCGAUGAUGGCAACUUGUACCAACAAACACGCAGAAAUGUUCUUCCACAUGGGCAUGAGAGAGGCGCGCCAACCUGGCUCUGUUUUCGACAAGCUUGAAAUCGACCCUUCACCUCAGCAUGUGGAGAAUAGUCCCAUAGACGUUGGGCGUGGACUUUUUCGCGGCAUUACUUAAGAACAGUCUCUUGUUGGAUGACUUUUUCUCCAGAACAAUUCCAUUUCA
Molecule: messenger RNA, 2186 nt
Organism: Fimicolochytrium jonesii
Lineage: Eukaryota; Fungi; Chytridiomycota; Chytridiomycetes; Spizellomycetales; Powellomycetaceae
Exons: 3
Coding region: 138-1796 (552 amino acids)
Source: RefSeq, a predicted model, not a curated record